AUGGGCUCUUUGUCCUCUCCCGAAUACGAUGCCAUCAUUGUUGGUGGUGGCUUCGCCGGAUGUUACACCCUUGACCAACUCCGAAGGGCCGGAUUCAAGACUCUUGUGAUCGACGACGCAGCCGACCUUGGCGGUGUCUGGUACUGGAACUGCUACGCUGGUGCACGUGUCGAUACACCCGUACCUCUCUAUGAGUUCUCUGAAGAAGAGAUCUGGAGGCCAUGGACCUGGUCCGAGAAGUAUCCCGGAAGAGAAGAGAUCCGAAAUUACUUCCAGCAUGUCGAGUCCAAGCUACACCUCAAGAAGGACGUUAUGUUCAACACCCGCGUUGUCAGUGCCGACUUCGACAAAAUCGGCUCCCGCUGGACCAUCACUACUGGCGACAAGUCCGUCUUGACCGCUCGAUACUUCAUUCUCUGUACUGGCUUCGCUGCAAAGCCAAACAUCCCAGAAUUCAAGGGCCUUGAUUCUUUUGCUGGCGUGUCGUGCCAUACCUCGAAGUGGCCUCAGGAGGGAAUUGAUUUCAAGGGAAAGCGAGUUGGUGUCGUCGGUAAUGGCUCAAGCGGCCUCCAAGUCAUUCAAGAGAUUGCCCCCGAAGUUGACCACCUGACCGUAUUUCAACGCAGCCCAACCUACGCCCUUCCCAUGCAACAAACACCACUCUCCAUUGAGGACCAGAAGAAAGAGACAUAUAAGGAGCUUUACGAGCUUCGUAAGAACACUUUUGCCGGCCUCGACUUCGAAUUCAAUCCUCAGGCCUGUGCCGAAACAACCGCAGAGGAGCGCCAGGCAUUCUUUGAGAAGAUUUGGGCAAAGGGCGGACUGUCUUUCUGGUUGGGGACAUAUCAAGAUGUUAUCAGGAACAGGGAAGCCAACCAACAUGCAUACGAAUUCUGGCGCAGCAAGGUCUUGGAGCGCGUCCACAACCCCGCGAUGCAGGAGCUUCUUGCCCCGGAGAAUCCGCCAUACUACUUCGGAACCAAGCGGGCUACUCUCGAGCAGAGAUACUACGAGGUCUACAACCGUGACAACGUGGCUCUGAUUGACACCAAGGCCAAUGCCAUCGCGGAGAUUGUCCCCGACGGUGUCUUCACCGCCGAUGGCGAGCUGCACAAGUUUGACGUUCUCAUUCUUGCUACCGGCUUUGACUCAGUGACGGGAGGUAUCUUGGCGAUCGAUAUCAAAGGCGAGGAUGGGCAGUCAUUGAAGGAGAAGUGGGCGAAGGGCACGAAAACGCACCUUGGAAUGAUGACUGCUGGGUUCCCCAACGCACUGUUCGUCUACGGGCCUCAGGGACCGACAUCGUUCUGCAACGGACCUACGUGUGCUGAGCUCCAGGGCGGUUGGAUCCGCGACACGCUUGUUCACCUACGAAAGAACGGCAAACGCUACAUUGACCCUCGUCCGGGUGUUGAGCAAGAGUGGCGAGAUCUUGUCAACCGUAUUGGAGACGAGACUCUGCUGCCCCAGACCAAGUCUGAGUAUAUGGGAACCAAUAUUCCAGGAAAGCCUAAAGAGAUGCUCAACUUCCUUGGCGGCGUCGUCGAGUAUACUCGACGCAUCAAUGACUCGCUCAACACGGGCCUCCAGGAUUUCAUCGUCCAGUGA
Colletotrichum acutatum is the source of this 1608-nucleotide messenger RNA. RefSeq lists its product as uncharacterized. The record is from RefSeq and is a predicted model, not a curated record. The transcript is spliced from 2 exons. Lineage: Eukaryota; Fungi; Ascomycota; Sordariomycetes; Glomerellales; Glomerellaceae. Bases 1 to 1608 code for a protein of 535 amino acids.